Messenger RNA from Phragmites australis (common reed), 1340 nucleotides. Its product is annotated as transcription factor MYB93-like. The record is from RefSeq and is a predicted model, not a curated record. Bases 166 to 1104 code for a protein of 312 amino acids. The transcript has 2 exons. Lineage: Eukaryota; Viridiplantae; Streptophyta; Magnoliopsida; Poales; Poaceae.
UAUAACGAGACAGAGACCACAGCUAGAAGACAAACGUCCUCACAGGAGCCAGCCAGUAUAUAAGGGAGCAACCCGGUGGCCACCACUUGAUCAAGGAGACAUUCAGCAUUCACUUUGUGUCGUUGAGUGGCCAGUGAUCACUUGUGCUUCAGGUUAGUAGUUAGCAUGGGGAGAUCUCCUUGCUGCGAUGAGAGCGGCCUCAAGAAGGGCCCGUGGACGCCGGAGGAGGACGAGAAGCUGCUGCAGUACAUCCAGAAAAACGGCCAUGGCAGCUGGAGGACCCUCCCAAGGCUUGCUGGGCUGAACAGAUGCGGCAAGAGCUGCCGGCUGCGGUGGACCAACUACCUGCGGCCGGACAUCAAGCGGGGCAAGUUCUCGCAGGAGGAGGAGCAGACCAUCCUCCACCUGCACUCCAUCCUCGGCAACAAGUGGUCGGCGAUCGCGGCACACCUGCCCGGCCGGACGGACAACGAGAUCAAGAACUUCUGGAACACGCACCUCAAGAAGCGGCUCAUCCAGAUGGGCUUCGACCCCAUGACGCACCGCCCGCGGACCGACUUCUUCGCGGCGCUGCCACAGCUCAUCGCGCUAGCCAGCCUCCGUGGACAGCUUGAGCUCGGUGCCGAUCCGGCGGCCGCGGCGCAGAUGCAGGCCGGCGCCGACGUCGACGUGGCCAUCCAGGCCGCCAAACUCCAGUACCUGCAGUGCCUCCUCCAGUCCGCGGCCACCACCAUCGCCUCGACCGGCGGCGGCUCCGCGCCCGACGCCGAGGCGGCAGCUCUCGGCUCCGUCUGCUCGCCGCAGGGGACGCAUGGUGCUAGCACCGUCCCGGUGUCUGGGGCCGGUGACCACAUGCCAUGCACGUUCUCCGAGGCGCUGUUGACUGUGAGCAACGAAGCCAAUCAAGGGGCCCUCAGCAGUGGCGCUGAUGAUGAUGUGUUCGCGUGCCACGGUGGUGGCUCGCUGCCGCCCCUCUCCGACGCCGCGAACCCGGCGGACGGGUGCAGCGCCACGGCGUCGUCCAGCUUCGGUGGCAGAGCGAGCAGCCCGCUCCCCUGGCCGGAGUUCUUCCCCGACGACCCCUUCAUCACUGAUUUCCUAUGACGUCAUUAUACAUCAUACUACUAUAUGCUUGUACAAGUACCUUCGAUAAAUACGCUGAUCUACGUAUCUCCCUCUGAAUUUUGUAAUACACAUAUACCCUCCCUCCUAAUACAUACGUCCACAUCUUUCAGUGAUGGGCGAAUAGGUAAUUUCCAUUGAGCACCAUUGGGCAGGCGCCCCAUGUAGGGAAAUACAACUCCUUAUGUCCUUGCACAUAUACGGUUUAUCUCGAUCGU